AUGGCCGAGGCGGCCCCAGCUCCGACUUCUGAAUGGGAUUCCGAAUGCCUUACGUCCCUACAGCCCCUUCCCCUCCCCACACCCCCGGGAGCAAACGAGGCACACCUGCAGACUGCAGCCAUCUCCCUGUGGACAGUGGUGGCCGCUGUGCAGGCUAUAGAGAGAAAGGUGGAGGUGCACAGCCGGCGGCUCCUGCAUCUAGAAGGACGGACAGGGACAACAGAGAAGAAGAUGGCCAGCUGUGAAAAGACAGUGGCUGAUCUCGGGAACCAGCUGGAUGGCAAGUGGGCCGUGCUGGGGACCCUGCUGCAGGAGUACGGGCUGCUGCAGAGGCGGCUGGAGAACUUGGAGAACCUGCUGAGGAACAGGAACUUCUGGAUCCUGCGGCUGCCCCCGGGUGUUAAAGGAGAUAUCCCAAAGGUGCCUGUGACAUUUGAUGAUAUUUCCAUCUACUUUUCCACUCCAGAGUGGGAAAAGUUAGAAGAAUGGCAAAAGGAACUUUACAGGAAUAUCAUGAAGGGCAACUACGAGUCUCUCAUCUCUAUGGAUUAUGCCAUGAAUCAGCCUGAUGUCUUAUCUCAGAUUCAGCCAGAAGGAGGACAUAAUACGGAGGAUCAUGCGGGGCCAGAGGAAAGUGCCGUUCCCACCGACCCCAGUGAAGAGCCUGUCAUUUCAACAUCAGAUAUUCUGUCUUGGAUUAAACAAGAGGAAGAGCCCCAGAUUGGGCCCCCACAGGAGACCAAGCAGAGUGACAUAUACAAGGGUCCCUAUGCUGAUGAGCAGCUUGUCAUCAAAGCCGAAGGCCUCGCCAGAGCCUCCUUGUGCCCCGAGGUUCCUGUCCCCUUCUCUUCUCCACCACCAGCAGCAGCAAAGGAUACUUUUUCAGAUGUGGCUUUCAAAGGCCAGCAACCUGCAUCCAUGGCACCUUUUGUACAUCCGGCCACUGACCUGGCAGAAGCCUCUGAGGGACAAGUGACGUUCACUCAGCUGGGUAGCUACCCCCUGCCACCCCUUGCUGGAGAGCAGAUGUUCUCAUGCCACCACUGUGGCAAGAGCCUCAGCCAGGACAUGUUGCUGACCCACCAGUGUAGCCACACUAGUGAGCACCCCUUGUCCUGUGCCCAGUGUCCCAAGCACUUUUCUCAGCAAGCUGAGCUCGGCAGCAACCCCCAGACCCAUGCCAGUGAGACGCCCCCCACCUGCCCACACUGCGCCAGGACUUUCACUCACCCGUCAAGACUCACCUACCACCUACGGGUCCACAGCAGCACUGAGCGCCCUUUCCCCUGUCCUGAUUGCCCCAAGCGCUUUGCAGACCAGGCCCGCCUCACCAACCACCGGCGAGCUCAUGCCAGUGAGAGGCCCUUCCGCUGCACGCAGUGCAGCCGGAGCUUCAGCCUGAAAAUAAGCCUCCUGCUCCACCAGCGCGGGCAUGCGCAGGAGCGGCCUUUCUCCUGCCCCCAGUGUGGCAUUGACUUCAAUGGCCACUCAGCCCUGAUCCGACACCAGAUGAUCCACACAGGCGAGCGUCCCUACCCGUGCACAGACUGCAGUAAGAGCUUUAUGCGCAAGGAGCACCUGCUGAACCACCGGCGGCUGCACACCGGAGAGCGGCCCUUCAGCUGCACGCAGUGCGGCAAGACCUUCAUCCGCAAGCACCACCUCAUGAAGCACCAGCGCAUCCACACGGGCGAGCGGCCCUACCCCUGUGCCUACUGCGGCAGGAGCUUCCGCUACAAGCAGACGCUUAAGGACCACUUACGGUCAGGCCACAACGGAGGCUGUGGGGGUGAGAGUGACCCAUCUGGACAGCCGCCUGACCCACCGGGUCCUCUCCUAACGGGGCUCGAAACCUCUGGCCUUGGCGUUAACACGGAAGGUCUAGAGGCCAAUCAGUGGUAUGGGGAAGGUAGUGGAGGGGGAGUUUUGUGA
Pipistrellus nathusii (Nathusius's pipistrelle) is the source of this 1932-nucleotide messenger RNA. Lineage: Eukaryota; Metazoa; Chordata; Mammalia; Chiroptera; Vespertilionidae. The record is from the annotation of a GenBank genome assembly.